Molecule: messenger RNA, 465 nt
Organism: Xyrauchen texanus (razorback sucker)
Lineage: Eukaryota; Metazoa; Chordata; Actinopteri; Cypriniformes; Catostomidae
Gene: chtf8
Product: CTF8, chromosome transmission fidelity factor 8 homolog (S. cerevisiae)
Exons: 2
Coding region: 56-316 (86 amino acids)
Biological process (GO): mitotic sister chromatid cohesion
Cellular component (GO): Ctf18 RFC-like complex
Source: RefSeq, a predicted model, not a curated record
CUUCAGGGAGAAGUGGUGGGUGUUCAGACAGAACACAUGACUAGCUGGACGUCUGAUGGGAGACUUCCACUACACAAAAGAGGGUGUUCUGGUCCUUAUAUUUGGACAUCACAUGCUUUAUUGCAAACAAGUCAAACUGGAGAAGCCCUUUCCUGUUCUGAUGAAGCACUCGGGACUCCCUCAGAAUGCAGAGGAAACUCUGGAAACCAACCAAGAGAAACCAACAUCUUACACAGUCUCUGCCUUCAUUAAAAAGGAGCUCUUCUUUAAAAACCGACCCAAACCAAUCACCACUAAUGUACCGAAGAAAGUGUAGCCGAUUUCACAAUAUAACAGACUGACUGAUUGGCACAGACAUUCAGAAUCCAUACUUCUGUAAUCAUUUCUACUGCUGGAUUCAAGUAACCUCUUAACUGUUUGAAAUCACAAAGGAUGAAAAGUUGUCUCAUUGAGUAUUAAUACUAU